CGCUUGAAAAAUAAUUGUUGACGCAGUCUGAGUUAACCUAAUCUCAGUUGACGCGAGUGAACGUAGUUUGAAGCUCUUUUGUUCGGAUUUGGAUGAAGAGAGAGAAAACAAGACAACAAAGUGAAAAGAAAGAUAGAAAAUCAGCGACUAGGCUAGGCCUAGGCUUAAUUAGGCCAGGGAACAGUGAAAUUAGGCUAGGCUUCUAGGCUAGCCGAUGAUUGUUAUUAAAUUUCGUACUGAUUUUCAGGUAAAAUGUGGAUAUGUCGUUGAAUAGUUGUGAUAUAACUGGUCGAGAGUCUAGCUUGAGUACGAGGAGUACAUCCAGAACAAAUACACCCAUCAAAAAAACAUACAAAUAUCGAAAAGUAGCAGAAGAAUCUCAAGUGGAUGAGACACUUUUCAAAACUUCUGCUGUAAAACUAACUAAAAAACCACAAGGUGAUGGGAAAAGGGACAACUUACACUCAACAUCGACGACAAAAACGCUUUCAAUUAAGACACCUCUAAAAGGAAUGCCACGGACAAGAAACCAAUACAGGAUUGUUAAACACUCUGAAUCGUAUGUUGAUGAGAGUCUAUUUGGACCUCCGUUACCGGCUCCCAGUUUUCCUGCACCUUGGGAAAAGAAAGAUAACUCUGUUAAGGGACAAACACUAAUAUGGAGUCCACCAGUAGCUGGAAGUAUGAGUGUGAUGCAAAAAUUGCCAGAAGUAGCAAGACCCAGGUCAUCAACAGGAGAUCGACCAUUUUCAGCUGGUGCAACACGACCCAGAUCUGCUAAUGGUUGUAGAAACCAGGAUACAAGCAACCAAAAGUAUAAUUCACCAAAACAACCAUGGAAGUAACUGUUGAUGAGUUUAUGUGUGGGGUGGAGGUGGGAUGUGUGUGUGUGAUAAGAAGCCUGCAGUUAUUUUAAACACUAAUAGGUGUGACUGUAUAUACUUUCGAUGAUCAAGAACAGUGCCCAUGAGUCUCCCCUACUUAGGGUAACUUUACUUACUGCAGGCCCCCUACUCUGAGAUCAAAUUAUUAAGCCAUUUUCAUACAGAACUACAUUACCGCAUUAUUGCGGGAUCUUCCCGGCAGUCCCUUCUGUACGAUAAUUAAAUUGGAAGUAAUGAACUACAAAAUAAUAAAAUUGGCCCUAUUAUCUUUAAAACUCAAUUAUGUGGUAUUAUUGGGGGUGGGGGUAGGGUGGGACUAUGCCUACAUCAAAACAGAGGAAACUGAAAUCCUCGGAAAUAUGAUAUAGCGUGUACAGUAUGUCAAUACACCAGUUAUACCAAAAUCUAGGCCUAUAGCAUAAUGGUUACAGGUAAACUUGCAUUUUUUUAUACAGUUGACAUAACCAAUUACAUGCCAAAGUUUGUAAUCCAUUCAUAGAGAAAGGCAUUAUAUUGCAGUAAUAGUACUGCAAUAUGUGUUUGGUAUAAAAAGGUGCAUGCUGGUAAGCAUAACAGCAUUGUUACCGCGAUAUUGCCAGCCUGUCUGUCUGAAAGUGGCUUUAGAGAAUUAGUGACUAAUUUUGCCUUAAAAUUUUAAUAGAUUCAUAAAUAUCAAGGUCAGUUAUUGGUCAUACAGUACAUGAUUGACUGAAGGACUGACUUACCAGUAAAUUUCAGUAAUUUACAUAUUUCAACAAUACAUUAUAUUAACAAACAUACAAAUAAUUAACCAUCAAGAAUCUUGAUACACAUUAUAUUCAAAUUAAAUUACCUUGAAUCAUUGAAUUAUUCAGAAGGUUACCUCACAGUGUUAGAAAUGUCUAUAAUCAGGGUGUUAUAUAGGUUUUUAUAUAAAUAAUUUAUAUAAUACCAUCUUUAUGAGCCAAAACAUUGGGCUUGGAUGAGGGAGAGGUGGAUAUUUAUUCAACCAACAAACAUCUUUGAUACACAUUCAAAUUACCUUGAAUCAUUGAAUUAUUCAGAAUUAGGCUUACCUAAUGGGAUUGUUUAAAAAUCAAGUUGUUAUAUAGGUUUUUAUGUAAAUAAUUUGUUAUACCACCAAUAAACUGGGGUUGGAUGAGGUAGAUGGGGACAUUUGUUCAACCACCAAAAUCUUUGAUGCACUUUGUAUUCAAAUUACCUUGAACCACUGGAUUAUUCAGGACUAGUGAGAAUAAUUUAGACAGCCAGAUAGGAUUUUUUUUGUAAAUAAGGGUGUUAUAUAUUUUAUACCAUAUUUUAUGAAUCUAUAUAAAUAGACACUUUAAAUUUAGAGGGGGAGGGACACAUUCGUAUAUUGUAUAUAGCUGUCAAACAGGGGGGGGGGGCAAUUGCCAGCAGGGCUUUUUAAACUGUUGUGAGUGUUAACAAGCAUUAUGCCCAGUCCUGAUGGUGCCAACUCUUUUCAGUCCACUUUUAAUUUUUUUAUGCCCAAAUUAUUGAGUUCUGGAAGGUUAAAAGGUCAUACAUGAUACUAGAAUUGACUAAAUAAGGUGUAAAUAUAUUUGUUUUAAUCUGUAAAUAUUAGUGUUAUGUGUUCAUUUUCUCAUGUGCUGUGCUCUCCUGUGGAGUUUAAGUUUUAUAAUUGUGGUUUUGUAAUGUUUAUUUACAUAAAAAUGAAUGCCAUUAAAUUUGUGUGUAGGAUAACCAAAAAUGCA
Anneissia japonica is the source of this 2602-nucleotide messenger RNA. Its product is annotated as RBPJ-interacting and tubulin-associated protein 1-like. NCBI's taxonomy places the organism in Eukaryota, Metazoa, Echinodermata, Crinoidea, Comatulida, Comatulidae. Gene Ontology annotation, biological process: Notch signaling pathway; negative regulation of Notch signaling pathway; nuclear export. Gene Ontology annotation, molecular function: tubulin binding. The transcript has 2 exons. Gene Ontology annotation, cellular component: cytoplasm; nucleus. The record is from RefSeq and is a predicted model, not a curated record. The coding region runs from base 261 to 845 and encodes 194 amino acids.